GCUUCAGGCAGCCGCUAUGUUAGAGUCUUGUGUUUGCGUGCGGUGGCUACUGGGCGCUUGACAACAAAGAUUUCAUCUCGGGUGAGUCGCUCCAAAGUAAUCACACUGAGGUAAAGGCAGUUCUUUUGUGGCUGAGAUAUGGACUGGUUCACUAAGGGAAGGCAACUGAAGGUAGUGAGAAAGAACAAAAUGAAGACAAGGAGAAGCUGACGACUCUGGAUUGUUGUUUCACUUUCACUAUGGAUUCAGCUUUGGAGAUGCAGACAUAGACUUUUACAAGAGACCGUUUCUGAGGAGAUAAGAUCUAAGAGGACACUGAGGUUUGGACUGAGCUCCCUCAGCCAAUGGCUACAAUAGAAACCAAAGGUACCAGCAGCUGCAGCACUGCUGCAGGACUCUCAUGGGCACGGGUCUGUAAGGAGUGUGGCCAGCAGCAUGAUGGCCAGGACAGCCACCUGUAUGAGUACCAGGACGAGGUGGACGACGAGCUGGUCUGCCACAUCUGUCUGCAGCCCCUGCUCAAACCCAUGGACACCCCUUGUGGCCACACUUACUGCUUUCACUGUCUGAGCAACUUCUUAAAAGAGCAGGACUUCUGCCCCGUGGACCGCCAGCGGCUGCAGUUGCAUCAGUGCCGUCCCUCCAGCCUGCUGGUCAGGAACCUACUGGAUAAGCUGAUCGUAAUGUGUCCUCACUACGACGAGUGCCAGCAGCAGAUGCAGCGCUGUGAACUGCAGCCUCACUUGCACAACAGAUGUCCUGUUUUCAGAAGACUGAAGGAGGAAGCAGAGAAAAGGAAGAGGCCCUCGUGGAAUGAGUUAAAGGGACGCAAGAGUGACGGGGAGUCGCCCGGUGAUGCCAAACACUCGGCAACGUUGUCUUCUCGAAAUCCCAGCCGGGAUCAGCCUGAGCCUGGGCUGAUUAAUCCUGCCUAUGAGGAGAGCGAGGAUGAUAACACCCCUCUGCGGUCUAGUCUGGUGGCCGAGGCCAACAUGGUGGAACUGUUCAGAGAGGAGCCGGAGGAGGAGCUGGGCUUCCGCAUCGUGGGGGGGAAAGACACACCGCUGGGGAACAUAGUGAUCCAGGAGAUUGUCAGGGACUCACUGGCAGGGCGUGAUGGCAGACUGGCCCCAGGGGACCAUAUCUUAGAGGUGAAUGAUAUCAGCUUGGCUUCAGUCCCCCACGCACGGGCCGUCGCAGUGCUGCGGCAGCCUUCCCUCCUCAGACUCACUGUCAUGCAGGAGAAAGGUUUCAAAACAAGGGAUCCACGGUCUGAUCAUCACGCUCCCUCUUCCACCACUUCCACCGUGCUGCAGCCCUCUCAGAGUCCCCACGGCAACGCUACCUCCAGUCACAACCCCGGCACAGUCCUGCAGGUGACGCUGAUGAAGAGUCAGCGCAGCGAACCGCUCGGAAUCAAACUCAUCCGCAAAUCGGACGAGAGUGGGGUUUUCAUCCUGGACUUGUUGUCUGGGGGUUUGGCAGCAAAAGAUGGAAAACUGAGGAACAAUGACAAAGUGUUGGCCAUUAAUGGACACGACCUCAGACAUGGUACACCGGAGAGCGCUGCCCAGAUCAUACAGGCCAGUGAGGUACGUGUGAACUUUGUGGUGAUGAGACCUGCAGAGACUCAGGAGGAAGGAGGAAGCAGCAGAGAGGGACAACAGGGACGAGCAGCGAGGAGGGCGCCUGAGCCCCAGUACUUCAGACGACAGUCCACAUACAUGAAGGAUCCUCCAGGUGGGUUUUCCAGCCAUGAGAAGACUGUGAGUCUGAAGAAGGAGCCUCGGCUUUCACUGGGCAUCACCAUUGCCGGGGGGAGGGACUGUCGCAGCCGCCUGCCUGUUUACAUCACAAGUGUGCAGCCUGUCGGCUGUCUGCACCGAGAUGGAACCAUCAAAAGAGGUGACAUUCUCCUGAGCAUCAAUGGUGUGGAUCUGACCCAGUUUACCUACAACGAGGCCGUUUCGGUGCUGAAGGCUCAGACAGCUCAGGCCCAGGUGGUGCUGCGAGUCAUCCAGACGCUCUCCGAUGACUCAGAGGAGGAAACCGAGGCCGCCACCAUGGACGAACUGGACCUUAUGGACGACCCGCGAGAUGACGCCCUCAACUGGACGCCGCUGUGGACUCGCUGGUUGGGAUUACCGAGCCACAUGCACUGGUGCCGGGACAUCGUCCUGCAGAAGACCAACAACGAGAGCUGGGGCUUCAGUAUCGUCGGGGGGUACGAGGAGAGCCACGGCCAGCAGCCUUUCUUCAUCAAAACCAUUGUGCCUGGUACACCUGCUCACUUUGACGGACGCCUCAAGUGCGGUGAUGAGAUUGUGGCGGUGAACGGAGCCACGACGGUGGGAAUGAACAACUCGUCUCUCAUCCCCAUGCUCAAGCUGCAGAAGAACAAAGUCACACUGACUGUGGUGUCGUGGCCCGGGAGUCUAGUGUAGAACACACAUGAGCACAUUCACUCUCUAAUCCUCUCUCUCUCUCUCUCUCUCUCUCUCUCUCUCUCUCUCUCUCUCUCUCUCUCACACACACACUCUGCCCUGUUCAGCUGCAUUCUUGACUGGGCCACUCAUUGACUCUUCCAUAUGUAACUCACUGUUUGGUUACGUUCUUGUUCGGGCUUUUAAUUAGUCAUGUAACACGUGUGUACAUACGAGCCGUCCUGUGUGCAGGUACCUGUUUGUGUCAGUGUCUGGUGAACUCGCAGAGCAGUUUAAUCAGGGUGCAAAGAUGAUGACAAUCAGUGAAGUACUCAAAACACUACGGACAAACUGGAAGGAUUGUUGUUGUUUUUUUCAGACGCCGGUUUUACCCUCUUCUGAAGCUUUAUAUAUAUUUUAGCUUAAAUACGUUGGAUGAUGUUAUCGUUUAGUGGUGACUUGAUUCAAGUGAUUCACAUAAACAGAAUCCAAAGAUGAAAUGUAGAUCUGACAGAACAUGUAGAAAGUUAUGUAUUGAUGAAUAGUAGGUGACUAUAUAUAAAAGAAAAUGGCUGCUGAGUGUAAAGUCUGAUGCCAAAGACAGAAACAAAUCCUCCUCUCUUUUAACUGGUGUAUCACUAGUGUGAUUUUUAUCAACUUUAUUAUUAUUGCACUUUCAAAACGUGCAGCAGAACAAUUAAGCCAUGUUGGAAAAGUAAGAAUGGAUUAUAAAAACAAACAUGUAGAUUACUUUAAAGGUAAAUAAAAGAACUACACUCACAUUUGGUCUGAAACUGACACUGGCUUGAUUCCAAUGGGAACAUUCUGUUGAAUAAUCGGAGGUUCAGUCUUAUUCAAGCCAUAAAAGUGAUCAGUAUAAACGUACUCUCCUGUAAAAGUCACUUGAAACCUGCGUGGACCAUUUUACCAGAGCUGCAUAGGUAGGAAACAGCUUGGGUCCAAGUUUAUUUCCUGUUAGUUCUUAUUUUAGCGACAGGAAAUAAACCAGGACACAUUAUAAUAGUUGUUUUAAACUGUGAGUGGGUCUAAAGAAGCGAAUAAACCUGUGAUGAAUGUUUGGUAUUGAUGCAUAAACAAGAUAACUUUUUGUCAUUUGAUCCAUGUCCGUGUAUGAGUGCUCUGUAUUUGAAAUGCCUCCAAUUGAUGGACUCUGACAAGUGGGUGCCUUGUCGACACUGAAGGACAAACCAGAACGUAUACUUGCCUUAAAUUGCCGCUCUACCAAAAUGUGUUUGCUCAUUCUUUUCCUGUCAUGAUAAAGUGUAUUUAUCUUGAAUAUGAAUUUGAAGAUGAAUGGCCUGGUCCAGAUGAAUUUACUCUUUGUGUCAACACAUUCCCAGUGGCCUUUUCUUGUAUCUUAACUGGUGCGAGAUUUAUAGAAUAAUCCAGAAUAUCACCACAGAAUUAGUUUUUGAAUCAGAGUGACUCUGAAAUAUUAAUUGUCUGCGUUGGCCUGUCCAAUGUUACAUUAUGUUCAAUAAAAUCAUAAUAAUAA
Hippoglossus stenolepis (Pacific halibut) is the source of this 3939-nucleotide messenger RNA. It is a transcript of the gene lnx2b, whose product is annotated as ligand of numb-protein X 2b. The record is from RefSeq and is a predicted model, not a curated record. NCBI's taxonomy places the organism in Eukaryota, Metazoa, Chordata, Actinopteri, Pleuronectiformes, Pleuronectidae. The transcript is spliced from 10 exons. Gene Ontology annotation, molecular function: ubiquitin-protein transferase activity; protein binding. The coding region runs from base 345 to 2444 and encodes 699 amino acids.